Molecule: messenger RNA, 621 nt
Organism: Eurytemora carolleeae
Lineage: Eukaryota; Metazoa; Arthropoda; Copepoda; Calanoida; Temoridae
Source: RefSeq, a predicted model, not a curated record
CUUCAAGUUAAGAAAUAAAGCCCUACCAAAAAAUGAUUAGAGCUUCAACUUCCGGUAUUGCUUUCAGCUAUCUACUCAUUUUUCAGUCAGGAAAUGUGACCGGAAAGUGUUCAGUUUUAUUUCAACAAUUUUGUUCUAACCCUGUUCCGGUGCAGAUGUAUAGUAGAUCCUACAUUGUUUCUGAUCUAGAUUUCCUCUCUGCACCUCCACCUCCAUCAAUCCUGUCAUUCAGUGACUCAUGGACACCGUUAAUACGAGAGGAGCUUAGUCGAUAUCCUAGGCAGAUUAUUGUCCAAGCCCCAGGAGGCGCACAUGCGAAAGGUUCAAGAGACAAACAUGUUAAAUCUCGUAGAAACAGGCAAAGAACAGCAAGGAAACAAACUAUACCAGAAAGUCACCGUGUUUCUCCAAUCACGAGGAAGCCUGUUUAUCUGUUAACCAACAAUCCUAAGAUUCCUGCAAGUCAGUAUUCAGAAUAUAGGAAACUGCCUUUGCUGGCGAGUCAUCAGGUGAGACCUACAACUCGGAAACCUGUCUACAUUGGUUCCAGGCAAAGAGAUCAACGACAGAUUCAUCUUCCUCUAGAUAUUCUAACCAAUAGUAUUCCUAGUAAUCCUACAG